AGGGGGGAGGUGUCUACGUGAGCGGAAGCCGGAAGUGUCUGCAGGCCGCAGAUCCGCUCGCCGCCCCGAAAAGCGGAGCUCGCGCCCCGUUCUCUGCUCCCCGCGACCAUGGCGGGGGUGAAAGCCCUUGUUGGUUUAUCCUUCAGUGGAGCCAUUGGUCUAACGUUUCUUAUGUUGGGAUGUGCCCUAGAAUAUUAUGGCGUGUACUGGCCCCUGUUUGUCUUGAUAUUUUACGUCCUUUGUCCCAUUCCUCACUUCAUUGCAAAAAGAGUGAGUGAUGACACUGAUGCAGCUAGCAGUGCCUGCAGGGAAUUGGCAUAUUUCUUCACAACUGGAAUUGUUGUUUCUGCCUUUGGACUGCCUAUAAUCCUUGCACGUGUUGAAGCGAUCAAGUGGGGAGCCUGUGGUCUUGUGCUAGCUGGCAAUGCAGUCAUUUUUCUUACCAUUUUAGGCUUUUUUCUUGUAUUUGGUAGAGGAGAUGACUUUAGCUGGGAGCAGUGGUAGGACUUCACUAUGAUGUUGGUGAUAUGCAGCAUAUAUGUUUAUAUACUGUAUAUAUGUAUGUGUGUAUGUUGGAAUAUUUGUGCCUGCACAUGUAGCCUUAUGCUAUCCGAACAUGAUAUGCGUUUUUACACUUGUAUGUCAGCCAAAUUAAGGGGAAAGAGCCUUCUGACAGCUUUUUAAAUAGGUACAGAAUAAGCUGAAAUCACAAUAGCUAAAUCUGUCCUUAAAUCUUUGUUUACACAGUGUGCACUAUUUUACUGACUUUUAGUUUUUAAUUCUGAUAUAAUACCAUUGGUAUGUAUGUUGGGAGUCAGUAACAUAGCUGACAUUUUUACAGCAUAAUCAAAAUGGGCCUAUAUACUGACUGUACAGUUUAGUCUCCUGGUUUCGCUAACUUGAUUAAUUUCUGUUUUGUGGCUA
Gopherus evgoodei (Goodes thornscrub tortoise) is the source of this 924-nucleotide messenger RNA. RefSeq names its product leptin receptor overlapping transcript (gene LEPROT). NCBI's taxonomy places the organism in Eukaryota, Metazoa, Chordata, Testudines, Testudinidae. The transcript is spliced from 4 exons. Gene Ontology annotation, cellular component: endosome. The record is from RefSeq and is a predicted model, not a curated record. Gene Ontology annotation, biological process: late endosome to vacuole transport via multivesicular body sorting pathway; negative regulation of growth hormone receptor signaling pathway. The coding region runs from base 109 to 504 and encodes 131 amino acids.